Molecule: messenger RNA, 3549 nt
Organism: Panicum virgatum (switchgrass)
Lineage: Eukaryota; Viridiplantae; Streptophyta; Magnoliopsida; Poales; Poaceae
Product: E3 ubiquitin-protein ligase RNF144A-like
Exons: 6
Coding region: 93-1022 (309 amino acids)
Biological process (GO): positive regulation of proteasomal ubiquitin-dependent protein catabolic process; protein polyubiquitination; ubiquitin-dependent protein catabolic process
Cellular component (GO): ubiquitin ligase complex; cytoplasm
Molecular function (GO): ubiquitin protein ligase activity; ubiquitin conjugating enzyme binding; zinc ion binding
Source: RefSeq, a predicted model, not a curated record
UAAGGCCGGAUUCCAAGGGAUGGAGGUCCCAAAUCCCAUUUGCCAAAACAAAGCACCACCGCUCCUCGUGCAACCGCACGCCGCCGCCGCCCAUGGAGGCCUCUGCCGCCGUCGCCGCCGCCGAAAUCGAUUUGAACUUUCCGAUCUGCAUAUCCUCCGACGACGAGGAGGACGGCCCCAUCUACAUAUCCUCCGAUGACGAGGAAGUGAUCGAGAUCCAAGCCCCAAUCCCCCUCUCGUCUCGGGCCCCGAUCACCACCAACUCUGCUUUGGCUUCUGGAUCCUCUUCUUUCCCUGCCACCGCAGACCGCAAGGGAAAGCGCAAGCUAUCAUCGCAAGGUCAACCCUCAACGCCUACAGCCAGCUGCUACUGGGGCGAAUUCUACUGCGCCAUCUGCAUGGAGAGCGUGCCCGACGCUCUCAAGUUCAGCGUCGCCCCAUGCCAGCACGCCUUCUGCUUGAGCUGCACCGUGCAGUACAUCGCUGCCAAGGUCGGCGAGAGCGUCGUCCAUGUGCGGUGCCCCGACCCAAGCUGCCGGGACGGCGUGAUCGAGCUGGAGGACUGCCGCGGCGUCAUCCCCUCGGACCUGUUCGGAAAGUGGGACCUCGCGUUAUGCGAGUCGGCGGCCGUGCUCGGGGAGAAGAAGGUCUACUGCCCGUUCAGGGACUGCUCGGCGCCGCUCCUCGCCGGCGAGGGUAUGACCGGCGAGGGGAGCAUCGCGGAGGCCGAUUGCCCGCACUGCCGCCGGCUGUUCUGCGCCCGGUGCAUGGUGCCGUGGCACGACGGCGUCGGCUGCGAGGAGUUCCAGGAGCUCGGGGAGCACGAGCGCGGCCGGGAGGACGUGAUGUUGCGGCGGCUCGCCGGCGCCAAGCGGUGGCAGCGGUGCCCCCAGUGCAGGAUGUACGUGGAGAGGUCUCAGGGAUGCUCCUUCAUGCGCUGCAGGUGCGGGUGCUGCUUCUGCUACACCUGUGGAUCUCUGAUGUGCGAGCAGCUCCAUUCCUGCAAAAGAUGCAACCGCUGAGCGUUCGGCUGAUGCCUUCUCUGCAGGCUCUCUCACUGAAUGUUUCAUUUUUGCCAAAACUCUUUUGCUUGUCCUUAUAUUGUUACCAUAUAUGAUCACGUGUGAGUCCAGAGGUUCUGGACAUGAAACGUAUCUUAAAAAGGCUCGAACGACUUGUUUCAAGUCAUCGCCAGUUGUGCUAAUUUAUUCCUUUUAUCAAAUACUUCAGUAGGUAUUCAGUAGGUGUAUCUAAAACCAUAAAAUGUAUUACCUUGUCAUGUCCUCGUUUAUCAAAUACUUCCAGUGUAACUCCUAAGGGCAUCUCCUAGAGAUUGGCUAAAUCCCAUUAGCCAAAUCCCAUUUAGCCAAUCAUUUAGCUAUCCAAAGAAUAGGAAAUCCAACAGCUUCCAUUCAUCCCCUCCCCACUCCAUCCUCUUCUCCCGUGACCCACUGACAAGUGGACCCUGCACCAUCUCCUUCCUCCCGCAGUCCGCACGGGAGCCGGCCCCCACCGCAUCCUCCGCAUGGGAGCCGGCCGCCGCCGCCGCGCUAGCCGCCAUCGCCUGCCGCCGCCAGCCACCACCGCCCGUCGUCAGCCACGUACUUACCCCACACCACCGCGGAGCUCGCCUGUCGCCUGCUGCAUCCUCCCAUGCGCCGAGCAAGCCGCACCGGAGUCGAGACCUCCGCCGGCCGUGUCCUCCUCACCGCCUUCGGCUGCCGCUCGCCGUCGUCGGCCGUGUCCUCCCCCACGCCGCCGCCGAGCUCACCUGCCGCCGGCCACCUCCUCGCCCCGCGCCGAGCCCACCGCCGGCCGCGUCCUCCCCAGGGCGGCAGAGUGCGGGAGCGCGCGGGAGCGGGGAUGGCGUGGGGAGGGAGGCACGGGGGAAUAGCGAAGGGAGCUGGUUCUUGAAAUUUGGCCAACGGAGGGAGACGGAUAGCCAUCAGAGGUGUUUGGAGAAGCUGUUGGUUUGAGUUUUUAUCCCAAUUUGACUAUUUUUAGUCAGGCAACUUGUUUUAGCCAAUCUCUUGGAGAUGGCUUAUCAGCCCUACCUAGCAAAAGCAAUUACUAGUUAGAAAAUUUGUGCAUAGCAAUACACACAUCUGUUUCAGCGUGCACCUAAUUGAUUCUUUAGAGAUAUUAUUGCACCUAUGGUGACCUUACAGCAAAAGAAGUAUCAUUCUACAUGCUUUACAAACAGACAAACAGAUGUAUGGGAGAACAAUGAGCUUGUGCUCCUUUCCCUCAAUGCAAAGAGCUACUUAAUUAAUUUGAUGACAAACAAGUAAGGAGAUAACAACCAGAUGGGAAAGCAAGGAAUGGAGGAAGUACAAACAAAACAUCUCUUCUCCUACCCCGAGUCCUGCAGCCCCGCGACUAGUGCUAGGGUGCUGCAAGUGCCAAGGAGGCUCAUCAUCAAGAGGGCAAAGACGAGCGUCGCCGAUUUGAACCUGUCGUCGUUGCAGCCAGUGGUGGUACCGCCUACUGCUUCGACACAGGGUCCAGUGAGUGACGCCCUAGGGUCGUCCGCACCUGACGCAGGGUGCCUGCUCCAGCCAAGACUCCCGCUCCCACUCCUGCUGCUACAUCUAUGCCAAGUGAAGAGGGAGUGGAAGAUGGGGAUCCUGCAGCGGUGAUAGAGCCAUCCCCUCAUCAAGGCGCGGCGCCCCCAGAGUUCGAACCACUCGGGACCGAAGCCCCCGGGGCGACUCAUCCUAAGGUAUCAUAUGAGGUCCCUGUUGGGCUCAUUAAUGACGUUCUUUUGGAGGAGGAGCUUUGCAGUAAGAUGCUGAACUCGCUGAAGCGAGUGUAUAAUCAUCACAAGGAUGUGCAGAAAAUGGCCCUGCGUUCCCGAGUGAAGUCAUCAAUCCUAGCUGUAAAGUCUGAGAGACUCCAGCAGGUUCCUGCACUCAAGUAGGAGCUUGAGGAUAAAGAUGCUCUAAUCGCCGAACUCGGGGAGUAGUUGGCUGCAGCUCGAGAGAGUGACGCGGGUUCCUCUAACCAGUACCAUGAGGAGCUUGCUCAGGUUAAGAGAGAAAGGGAUCAAGCUCUUCGAGAUUGCGGGGAACUGCUUCGGUCAAAGGCGGAUCUCGAAGAGUACAAGAGGACCAUGGAGCAGCAGUUGGAUGGGGCUGAUAAGAAGCUUGUUGAACAACUAUACACCAUCCAGAAGCUGAACCGCGACAAGGACAGGAGGGAUCAGGAGAUCUUCAACCUAGAGGAGGAGGCUCGAGUUGUUAUCGACAUGGUGCAGCCUCCUCAUCCUGGUUAUGUAGAUACCCGGUCUGUCUUGGAGCGGUUGAAGCAUGUUCCUAAAUGGUUGAAGGAAGCUCCCAAGAAGAAGUCGUCUAGGAGAUAGGCCAGUAGCUUGGUGUAGGGCCUUGAUGUAUAUGACACAUGUAAUGUCUUUCGGAAUGUGGUUUUGCAAUUCUCUACUUACUCAUGGUGUUCUGUGGUUGAACGAGUGUCAAACUCGGGGCCACAGGAUAUCUCAUGUAGCACGGUCCUGUGCGAGAUAUAGGGUAGGAAAUAUCAAUUACCAUGUAA